Haplochromis burtoni (Burton's mouthbrooder) is the source of this 14246-nucleotide messenger RNA. Its product is annotated as E3 ubiquitin-protein ligase rnf213-alpha. Gene Ontology annotation, molecular function: ATP hydrolysis activity; ubiquitin-protein transferase activity. NCBI's taxonomy places the organism in Eukaryota, Metazoa, Chordata, Actinopteri, Cichliformes, Cichlidae. Gene Ontology annotation, cellular component: cytosol; nucleolus; membrane. Gene Ontology annotation, biological process: sprouting angiogenesis; negative regulation of non-canonical Wnt signaling pathway; ubiquitin-dependent protein catabolic process. The record is from RefSeq and is a predicted model, not a curated record.
AUUUUUUAUACUUAGACAUUUGUGGCAUUUUCUUUACAUUCCUCCAGAUGGCCUGUGUGAUGACGGUCGUUGUAAAGAUGAGAGUAACAUGAAAAUACUACUGAGACAAAGAGAAGAUGAAACAGAAGCUGUGAAUUAUGAGAAACAACUGGUCAAAACUCUUCUGCAAAUCUGCCAGGAGGUUCCAGAACACGUGAAAGUUGACUUGAAUGGUUUGGAUACGAAACUUAAGCAGAACUUUGAGACAAUGAAUCUGAGUGAAUUUAUGAAGGUUCACACACUGGAUGGCCUGAACUCUAGUGCAACAUCGAAUGUCACUUACUUCAACCUGUGUGAUGAAACCCACAAGAUGGCUUCUAAUAUCCAUACCAUUAAAGACAGUGGACUCUUCAAAAUGUGCUGGACAAACCAAGUGGAGGUACUGACAAGAGACCAAUCUCAAGAAGGCAACAGUGACAGAAAUCAAGAAAUCUACACUUUUGAGCAGGUUUAUAACAAAAUAUUCCAGACCUGCUACACCAACUACAAAAGGCUUCAUGUUAGUCUUAAGAGUGGGGAGCUUCUACUGGAGGAAACUGACAGUAUCUUUAAAGCCUAUAAAGGCAAGUAUGAAGACUUGGAGAAAGAAUUAAACAUCAUGUGCAGAGUAGACCCAUCUGAUAACAAAUCAUGGAUCAGUGAAAGGGUUAACCAGAUUCAGCAGUACCAGGAUAUUCAUCUAGUACUGGAAACUUCCGAAAUUGUCAUGAAUAUCAAAAAUAUAAUAUGUCCACAAGGGGACUUCAGAGUACUGAAGAAACUGCUUCAAAUGAAUGAAUCCAACUUCAAGAAAAACAAUCUAAGCUACAUUGAUGAUGCUUUUCUACAUGCAAAAAAUAUUCUGAAAGACAUUUCAGACGAUCGUAAGAAAUGUCUGCAAAAGCUCAUUCAGUGUAAAGACUUUAUCCAGUGGACUAAACAAGAACUUAAAGACAUCAAUGAGCUGAAAGUGUUUGUUGACCUGGCAUCAAUCUCUGCUGGAGAAAAUGAUAUGGAUGUCGAUCGAGUGGCCUGCUUUCAUGAUGCUGUUCUUGGUUACUCAUCCAUGCUGUAUGAUCUGAAGCAGGAUUCUGAUUUUGCGAAGUUCAAUGAAUCGUUAAAAAAAUUGUGGAAGGCACUUGAUAAUGACCAAAAUAUACCAAAAAAGCUGUGGGAUACUUCCAGACACCUGGAAUGGUUAAAGUCUGUUAGAGAAAGUCAUGGAUCUGUUGAAUUCUCAUCUCUGUCUAUGGCUACAUCUGUCAAUAACAGAGGGAUAUAUAUCAUUAAGGCACAAGACCAGCAACAGGUUAAUGUCGAGAAUUCCCUGACACUGCAAAUUGACGAUAGUCAUAAAAACAUGACAUAUACCUAUGAGGACCUCAAAGAGCUGCAAAAUAAGCUUAUGCUGAUGUCUGGAAAAAAACAACAGAACCAGAGUGAAGUUGAACGCUUCACUGAGGUGUUUGACAACAUCCAAAGAUUCGCCAAAGCAUUUGUAGACAUUUACACUGCAGGGAACCCAAUUUUUAGGUGUUGGGAAGCUAAGAUUUAUUGCAAAACUCAGAGUGACCCAUGUAUCAUUAUGGAAAUCAAGUUUUGCAAAACCCAGUAUUGCUUCAAAGUAACUGGAAGUUUACCUGAACAGCUUGUAGCUCUGUCCAAUAAGAUGGAAAUGUUUCUUGGUGCCUGGCAAAAUUUCAUGGACGAACAGAGAACAGAUCAAUACUACUUGAACUAUUUCACAGCACAACAAAUAUUCUACUUGUGCAGCGUUUUGACUCCAACAAAUAUAAAUACAGAAAUAGAAGACAGAGCACUGAUGAUGCUUUCUUUUAUCAAACCAAACUGCACAACAUUAGAUGUUUGGAGUAUUUGGAGACAUAACCAAUAUGAACUUCGCAAAAGGGAUAAUGAACACAGGGAUUCAUCUUCACACAGUGUUAUUCAUUUUGCACAUGAAAGUGACGCAGCAGAUGAGGCAGACCAGACUCUUGUUUUGAAAGAAUUGGAGGAGUUGUGGAAUGGCUACAUGAAGAAUGAGGAAAUAUUUUUUCAUGACCUACUAGACAUUAGGAGUUUAGGACGUCUCUUGCAAUUGAUGACAGACAAUUCAAAUCACAAUGAGUGGGAAGCGGAACCAGAACUCUCAGAGACGAGAGACUGUUCACUCAGAAGGGAGUUUCCAAAAGGCCUAAACUCAAAACAACCUAAUCUCAUAAUCUGCCCACAUGAUGAGGUCCUGACAUCAAGUAUCUGCUUGUACAUGAACGACUACUACGGGUCAUUGCCAACUUAUGAUGAAGUGCUCUUGUGUUCCCCUUCAACAUCUUAUGAACAAGUAGAGCUUUUUCUGAGAAGAUGUCUCACACCAGGUGACAUUGGCAGAAAGAUUUACUCGAUGCUCUGGGCAGACCAACUUUCCUAUGAUGUUAGCUGUGCAAUGGAGAAAUGUUUUCAGAAAUUAUGCUCCCCUAAAAAUGAUUACAGACUAGUGAUCUUUUGCAGCUCUGACAGGGAGCAUACUUACAUUCCUACUGCAUUCAGUCAGUACAAAACAGACUUCGUGCCACAGGAGCCACUGGAAAAGAUCCAACAGUAUUUGUCCAGGCAUUACACAGUUACUUCAGAUUACAAGAAUGCUGUGUUCAAAGGUGGACAUUCUUUGGGUAUUGUUGCUUCCAGUCGGGCAGGAGUAGGUGAGUAUAGGAUGCUAUUAAUUGCAGACAUCAAUGAGCUGAAAGUGUUUGUUGACCUGGCAUCAAUCUCUGCUGGAGAAAAUGAUAUGGAUGUCGAUCGAGUGGCCUGCUUUCAUGAUGCUGUUCUUGGUUACUCAUCCAUGCUGUAUGAUCUGAAGCAGGAUUCUGAUUUUGCGAAGUUCAAUGAAUCGUUAAAAAAAUUGUGGAAGGCACUUGAUAAUGACCAAAAUAUACCAAAAAAGCUGUGGGAUACUUCCAGACACCUGGAAUGGUUAAAGUCUGUUAGAGAAAGUCAUGGAUCUGUUGAAUUCUCAUCUCUGUCUAUGGCUACAUCUGUCAAUAACAGAGGGAUAUAUAUCAUUAAGGCACAAGACCAGCAACAGGUUAAUGUCGAGAAUUCCCUGACACUGCAAAUUGACGAUAGUCAUAAAAACAUGACAUAUACCUAUGAGGACCUCAAAGAGCUGCAAAAUAAGCUUAUGCUGAUGUCUGGAAAAAAACAACAGAACCAGAGUGAAGUUGAACGCUUCACUGAGGUGUUUGACAACAUCCAAAGAUUCGCCAAAGCAUUUGUAGACAUUUACACUGCAGGGAACCCAAUUUUUAGGUGUUGGGAAGCUAAGAUUUAUUGCAAAACUCAGAGUGACCCAUGUAUCAUUAUGGAAAUCAAGUUUUGCAAAACCCAGUAUUGCUUCAAAGUAACUGGAAGUUUACCUGAACAGCUUGUAGCUCUGUCCAAUAAGAUGGAAAUGUUUCUUGGUGACUGGCAAAAAUUCAUGGACGAACAGAGAACAGAUCAAUACUACUUGAACUAUUUCACAGCACAACAAAUAUUCUACUUGUGCAGCGUUUUGACUCCAACAAAUAUAAAUACAGAAAUAGAAGACAGAGCACUGAUGAUGCUUUCUUUUAUCAAACCAAACUGCACAACAUUAGAUGUUUGGAGUAUUUGGAGACAUAACCAAUAUGAACUUCGCAAAAGGGAUAAUGAACACAGGGAUUCAUCUUCACACAGUGUUAUUCAUUUUGCACAUGAAAGUGACGCAGCAGAUGAGGCAGACCAGACUCCUGAUUUGAAAGAAUUGGAGGAGUUGUGGAAUGGCUACAUGAAGAAUGAGGAAAUAUUUUUUCAUGACCUACUAGACAUUAGGAGUUUAGGACGUCUCUUACAAUUGAUGACAGACAAUUCAAAUCACAAUGAGUGGGAAGCGGAACCAGAACUCUCAGAGACGAGAGACUGUUCACUCAGAAGGGAGUUUCCAAAAGGCCUAAACUCAAAACAACCUAAUCUCAUAAUCUGCCCACAUGAUGAGGUCCUGACAUCAAGUAUCUGCUUGUACAUGAACGACUACUACGGGUCACUGCCAACUUAUGAUGAAGUGCUCUUGUGUUCCCCUUCAACAUCUUAUGAACAAGUAGAGCUUUUUCUGAGAAGAUGUCUCACACCAGGUGACACUGGCAGAAAGAUUUACUCGAUGCUCUGGGCAGACCAACUUUCCUAUGAUGUUAGCUGUGCAAUGGAGAAAUGUUUUCAGAAAUUAUGCUCCCCUAAAAAUGAUUACAGACUAGUGAUCUUUUGCAGCUCUGACAGGGAGCAUACUUACAUUCCUACUGCAUUCAGUCAGUACAAAACAGACUUCGUGCCACAGGAGCCACUGGAAAAGAUCCAACAGUAUUUGUCCAGGCAUUACACAGUUACUUCAGAUUACAAGAAUGCUGUGUUCAAAGGUGGACAUUCUUUGGGUAUUGUUGCUUCCAGUCGGGCAGGAGUAGGCAAGUCGCUGUAUGUCCAAAGGUUGUACGAAAAACUUGAGAGAAGUGUUGACGAAGGAAAAGCCUUUAAGAAGUGCAUCAGGCUAACUGAACAUGAAGUUGACGACCACAAGAUUCUCCCGUUUUUAUAUGACACACCAAAACAAAAAGAUAUUAAGGUGUUUCACUUUGAUGUCACGUCCUCGGUGCAAAAGGGCCUGAAUGAAUUCAUAUUCAAGCUUUUCUUUUUGCGGUACCUGAUGGAUUCAAAUGGACAGAUGUGGCAAUGCAGCCAGAACCACUUAUAUGUUAUUGAGUUACUGGAGUCCACAAAUGAUCAGAACAGAUGUGAUACCAGAUUGGGUCGAAACGAAAAUUUUGCAUUCUCAGAUGUUUUCCCAAAGCUGUUUUGCCACCCACCAAAAAAGGUUAUGGCUUUGGAAAUGCAAAAAGAAGAAAUUCCAGACAUGGACUGUGGUGGCCCCCUGAUGGAUGAUGAAUGUUUCAGAAGUGAAGCUUAUCAAAGGCCAUACCAGUACCUCACACAUUUUCACAAUAAGGACAAUCUUGACAACUUCACGUUCCAGGGUACUAAAGGGACUCAUGCAAAGUGUCUUCAGAUACUCUUAAUCUAUUGUGGUAUAAUAGAUCCAUCAUGGGCAGAGCUACGUAACUUUGUGUGGUUCCUUAAUCUUCAGUUGAAAGACUGUGAGAAUUCGGAUUUCUGCAAAUUUGAGUUGGUUGGAGACACUCUUUGUGGGUUCAAAAACUUUGUGGUUGAGUUCAUGAUCUUGAUGUCCAAAGACUUUGCAACACCAUCACUAUGCAUCACUGACCAGAGCCCAGGGAAGCAACAAGUUGACAUCAGUGGACUAAAAGAAAAAGAUUUAGCUCCAUUCCUCAUUAGAAAAAGGUGGGAAUCAGAGCCACAUCCAUACAUCUUUUUUAAUGACGACCACAUGUCCAUGACAUUCAUUGGAUUUCACCUUAAGCCCAAUAACGAGAAAGGGUUUGAUGCAGUAAAUCCUUUGACAAAAGAAGUGAUUAAGAAAAACAUCAUGACUCGACAGCUGUACAAUGGCUUAAAACUUCAGAGAGUUCCUUUUAAUGCAGACUUUGAUCAGUUUCCUAGAGCUGACAAGAUUGAGCAUCUGUGCAGUGUGCUUGGCGUCAAGUGGCCAACAGAUCCUGAUGAAACAUAUGAAUUGACCACCGACAAUAUCCUCAAAAUGAUGGCAAUUCAUAUGAGAUUCAGGUGUGGCAUUCCUGUCAUCAUAAUGGGGGAGACAGGAUGUGGUAAAACAAGGCUGAUAAAAUUUAUGUGUGAACUAAGAAGAUGUGGAGCACCAGCAGAAAACAUGAAACUGGUCAAAAUUCAUGGAGGAACUACAUCAGAAAUGAUUUAUGAGAAAGUGAAGGAAGCUGAAACUCUUGCAAGGACCAAUAAAGAGAAUCAUGAUCUUGACUCAGUUCUUUUCUUUGAUGAGGCAAACACCACAGAAGCCGUUAAUAGCAUCAAGGAGAUCCUCUGUGACAACUCAGUGCAGGGAGAAGAACUUGUCAUGAUGGUGGUCUGCAUUGAACUGAGAAUUCCCCUGUUUAUUGUUGGGAAACCAGGAAGCUCCAAAUCACUGUCUAAAACUCUAGUUGCAAAUGCAAUGCAAGGUCCCACAUCACAUUCUGACCUCUACAAGAAGCUGAAGCAAAUACAUCUGGUGUCUUUCCAGUGUAGCCCCCAUUCAACUCCAGAAGGAAUCAUCAAUACAUUCAAGCAAUGUGCUCGCUUUCAAGAAAGCAAAAACCUGGACGAAUAUAUUUCAGUAGUUGUUCUUGAUGAGAUUGGAUUGGCUGAGGAUUCCCCGAAAAUGCCACUGAAAGCACUGCACCCAUUACUGGAAGAGGGUUGUGUUGAUGAUGAGCCAAAACCUCAUAAAAGGGUUGGGUUCAUUGGAAUUUCCAACUGGGCACUGGAUCCUGCCAAGAUGAAUCGUGGAAUUUUUGUGGCCCGUGGAGAUUUAAAUGAGCAAGAGCUCAUCAAAAGUGCCACAGGAAUCUGCUCCUCUGAUCAACAUGAAAAGAUCAAACACCUGUUCCAACCUUUUGCAAAAGCAUAUAUGACAGUAUGCAAUGAAAGCAACGGAUUUUUUGGUCUGCGGGAUUUCUACAGUCUGAUAAAAAUGUUAUUUUCAAUUACCAAAACAUCUAAUGAACCUCCUAAAGCAGAUCAAAUCACCAGAGCAGUCCUGCGAAACUUCAGCGGAAAAAAUGAUGAUGAUGUAAUUGACACAUUCCGCAAUGAACUCAGAGAUGACUUUGCCAAUGUCAGAAUCCCAACUAUUGAUUUGGUUAAGCAAAGCAUUUGUCCAGCUUCCCAAAUGGAGGAAAGCCGGUAUCUUUUGCUACUCACAAAAAACUAUGCAGCUCUUCAGAUUCUUCAACAGAUAUUCUGCUCUCAUCAAAUCUACCCAGAGAUAAUCUUUGGGUCAAGUUUCCCGAAAGAUCAGGAGUACACACAAAUUUGCAGAAACAUAAAUCGUGUCAAGGUGUGCAUGGAGACAGGACAGACAGUUGUGCUUCUCAACCUUCAAAAUCUGUAUGAAAGUCUGUAUGAUGCUCUAAAUCAGUACUAUGUGACGCUCGGAGGUCAAAAAUACGUUGAUCUUGGUUUGGGAACACAUCGUGUGAAAUGCAGAGUUCACGAAAACUUCAAGCUCAUCGUCAUUGAAGAAAAGGAAGUGGUUUAUGAGCAGUUUCCAAUACCACUCAUUAACAGGUUGGAGAAACACUACCUUGACAUCAAAACUGUCCUCACAGAGGAACAGAAGGUUAUUGCCAGACAACUGGAGGAAUGGGUCAAUAAAUUUGUCUCCUCAGAAGAGAAGUAUGAUCCAAGUGAUGUGUUCAUCGGCUAUCACUCAGACACUUGUUCCUCUGUGGUCAUGCAAGUAACAGAGUGUGAGAGUACUGAGACUGAUGCUCAGGUCACUCUGAACAAAGCCAAAGGCAUUCUGCUCAACUGUGCCACUCCGGACUCAGUUGUUCGUUUGGACAAAUCCAAACUGCCUAAUGCAGAACGAGAGCAUUUAAUGCAAGAAUACGUUAAAGAGGCAAGGCACAGUUCACUGGGAGACUACAUUGUGUAUCACAUCCAGCAGCCCCAGCAGUCACACUUCUUAUUCACUGAGGUUACAACCUUUUCCAGGUUGCUCACUGCCGUGGAUACUCAACACCUGCAGAGCCUAUUAAACCUUGAUGCUGUUCAGCUGCUAUCACUGCAGCAGUUUGACACUCAGUACUCAUUCCUCAAAAAAAUAAGGGAUUUUCUGAGCUCAACACACACAGACAAAGUCCUCAUUAUCCAAGCAGAGUAUGAUGAAGGAUUUCACAAAAAGAAUAUUAUUUCCUCAGCCAAGUAUGCAUGCUUCAGCGAAGUAAACAAGUGUCAAACUACUGAUGCCAUAAAGACAUUUGUGUACUUUGUCAUCAAACUACCGCGCAUGGAGGGUGGAACUUCCUAUGUUGGGUUUCAAGGAGGUCCUUGGAGGUCUGUUCACAUUGAUGAUAUUAGAAGAUCAAAAGAGUUUCUUUCCGAUGCUCUUUCCCUUAAAAAUAAACUUAUAAGUGAUCUUUUUAAAGAUCCAUCUGAGGCCAUAGAGAAAGAAGACUCCACUGGUGUGCCACAGAAAUAUGACUCCACUGCAUUGGAAUGUUUGUUUGAUACUACAAAUUUGGUGAGAAGUUGUGUUCAGAGUGCAGUGAGCAUGCUGAGAGAUGAAGCAAACAGUGGUGAAUUCAGCACUAAGAGGGUUGAGAAUCUGCUCACUCUUCUGGAUGGAAACCAUACUCAAGGAUUGUUUGCAAAAAUUGUGAGGAAGCGACUUCACUCACUGUUAAAGGACAAUGAGGUCAAUAUGCCCAUUCUAAAAAGCUGGGUCCUAAAUGAGGCAUCUAAUGACAGUGCUCUUCAAGAAGGAGGGACUUUCCUGCACACACUGUGGAGGAAAAUCCAAGCAGUUGUCACUCCACUUCUAGCCUACCUGGUCUCAGUCAUUGACCGAGAUUGCAAUAUGGACCUUCUCCUGGAAGAUGAAGAACAAAUUGUGAACUUGUGGCUUGAGAUUUUUGGAAACAAAGAGAUGCUCAGUUUGCCUUAUGUCAGGGUGGAAAAUAAAGUAUUAAUGGUACAAAGCCAUGUCACAGGUGGCCAUACCAUGUUCUGCCGCCUGCCCUUCAGUUGGUGGAUCAAAGAGUUCCUAGAUGGGCUCAUGAUGCAAACAUCCAGACAUCAAACUCAUUCAGUUCGUCAUUUCUAUGAUUUGUUCUUGGAAACUCCACUUGGCACUUACAUCUCAGAAAAAGCUAAUGAAAAAAUGAAGAGAGAAUUUUGCAAAAGGUAUCUGCAAGAUUUUGUUUCCAUGACCAUGAAAGUGGCAUCAGAUGAAGAGUUAAAGCUCCUCUGUCAGGCAAUGACCAGCUGUGCUGAUGAAGUACGAAAACGAAAACAAGAUGAUGAGCUUUCUCUUCCACUCAUCCACGUUGCCUAUCAUUUGUACCAAAACCGUCUUCAGAACCUCUCACGGAUGAUUUCUCUUCAUCCUGAAGUUAUUUCCCCUUUGCAAAAAAAUCCGGUGAUUAGCGGUUAUCCGGCAAUGGUUUUGGAUGUCUAUGCAGCCAAGGCAUGUGUUGAAAGCCUGGAACCUUCUAACUUAGAGAAUGAUACUGUCUGCCAGCGCUGGCUGAGGAAGGUGAAGAAGGUGCAGGCUUCUUUGGAGUUGAUUUGCUUCCAAAGCAGUAGCAAAAAAUAUGGUGAGCACUGCCGGAAAGUACUCCAUGAUUUCAGCAAUGGCUGGAAGCGCAUCCACAUCCUUUCUUUUUUUGUUGAACACAUGCUACUGGGUUUCCAAAAAGAAGACCGUCAGCUCAGGACACAUGUCCUAAACACCAUUAAAACUCUUAGCAAUGUUCUGCAGGAAAACUCGGAUGUAAAAUCUACAAAAGGUUUUGAAGCUGUAGUUAAAGUCCUGAAGUCCUGCAAACAGGAGGCAACUAAUCAGCUUUUCAGGUUUGGCCUUGAGUGUGGGGUGUGCAUGAGAGAGCCUCAGGAAACAGUGGGACUGCCAUGCAAUCACAUCUAUUGCUUAACAUGUAUUAAGAACAGCCUUGAUGCAGGACGGACAUCCUGUCCAAAGUGCCGCCAACAAUUACCAGAUGAUUUCCAACCACAUGUUUCUGAAGACAUAAGAACAUAAACAGGUUCACACCAAAGUUUUAUCACCAUUUGAAGAGUCCGCAGAUAAAAACCCGGUUGUGCGAUCAGUAAUCCUCAAACUGCUACUGAAGUUCAGCUUUGAUGAGGUUCAGAAAUAUUUGCAACAACAUUUUUCAUCUGUUGAAGAAAGCAGAUUUGUGGAUGAUGGGGACAGAGCAGAGCUCUAUGCUUUAUACAUCAACUGCUUGGAGGUGACAGACUGCCUGACGGAGCAGAAGAUUUUCUAAACAUGGUGAAAAAGCUCUGUGAGGACAGUGGAAAUGACUGGUAUCGUGUUUACCUCAUCCGCAAGCUCAGCGAAUCACAGGGUGUGGAGUAUGUCCAGACAAUGAUGAAAAAACCUGAGUUCUUCUGGAUUUUCCCUGAAGAGAUACAUCAGCAGUGUCAAAAGAAUGAAGAUGGAGGCCUGAUGGACCAGUAUCUUGUGUAUGGAGAGGAGUACAAGUCCGUGCGAGAAGCAGUUGCCAAGGCAGUAGUGGACGGUGAUGUCGAGCAGAUAGAAGACGCCUGUGAGAGAUGCACGGCAUCACCAAAGAAUCGGACAGUGUUUCUCCUGCUGGCUCUUUUCCGAGAGGUUACAACUCUGUACAGAUCUGAAAACAGGGGUCUUCAUCCUACUCCUGAGCAAUGUCUUGAAUUUGAUGACCUCAUCGAGGGCUCAACGUAUCUGCAUCAAGCAGAAGUAAGACGAUUUGCCUCAGCCUUGGUUUACAACAGGUUGGGAGCGCUCACUGUUCAGCCUGGUAGUGCUAUCAUGGAGAACACCAUCACUGAGCUGAUCAUUCAUCUGGCAGCUGUGCUGCUCACUGGGAAUCAUCACCUGCUAAUGCCACUCAAGCAUCUUGGUCUGUCUCCUGAAAAUAUGCAGAGGGCUUUUAUACCCACAAUGCCUGAUGACAUUUUAGCUGUUGCCCAGGCAGCCAUGAAUUCUGAGGGCCAGCUCACUUGGUAUGUCUGUCCAAAUAAUCAUCCAUGCUGCGUUGAUAUGUGCGGCAUGCCCAUAGAGAGAGGCCGAUGUCUGGAGUGUGGUGAAGAAGUUGGAGGAGAACAUUACGCAGUCGUGCCUGGAUUCACAAAAGUUCAGUUGCAUGAGGAUCAAACACGUCCCGGUCACAUUCUGGGAGACCCUGAACGGAGAAACAACCCAGAUGCUUUAGACACCAAACACAUGUCUCUGACUCCCUUUACUCUGGUCAGGUUGGUUACACAUUUGGCCAUGAUGCUGGGAGCCUCAGAGAAACCUGAGGUUGUCCAACAGAUAAUCCAGCCACCUGUGGAGGAUGUCAGUUUGUUUCUCAGGUUGCACAUAACAAAGGAUCUUGAGCAUCUGUCCCAGGCACUGGGAAAAGGAGCUGACGACAACGUAACAUCUGUUCACUUGGUGCUCAAAUCACUGCAGGAGCUACCACGGGCCAGUUCCACUACUAUCGACCCUUAUCUUACAACCAAAGAAUCCAGAAACACCUGGGAGACUACUGUGGCGACAGAUAUUAUGACACCAAAGCUGAUGGAUCUUGACCAACUCCUACAAGAGGCAAAGGGAACCAUCAGAAAUGACUCACGUGUAUCUUCCAACUUCAUCAUAAGGACGAUCCACGGUGAUGACUUUAGCUUCCUCACCUCACUGCAACAGGGCUCUGAGGUCGACAGCUCAGCAGUGUGGAGCUGCAGGGAGAGGCUGUCGUUGCUCAGCCUCACACACAUUAUGGAGACGAAUGAUCAAAAGGAGGAGCUCCCCCUGCUCUGGAGGUUCCUGCAGAAGGAGAGAGAAUUUCGGCUUAUCAAAUUCCUCCCAGAAAUCCUAAACCUGCAGAAACGUUUGGUGAGAAAAUACCAAAAUGCAACUGAAGAUAUCGUGGGCUCCAUCAGAGAAUUCAUUGAUCAGCAAACAGAAAUGGGGCAGCAGUAUCAAAAACACAUUGAGACCUUCUUGAAAACAUGGAAUCAGCUAAGAGUUUCUGUCACCAGCAAUGAAAUAAAAAUUCCAGAAGAAUUUUGCAGCAGCGAUUUGGACCUGGACAGUGACUUGCAGUACCUCCUGCCCCGUCGGCAGGGUCCAGGCCUGUGUGCCACAGGGCUGGUCAGCUAUCUGGUGACUCUCCACAAUGAGUUGGUGAAUGCAGUGGACCGUCACACACGAGAGGACAGCAGUGACUACACAGUGAGUCUGAUGGAGCUAAUGGAGCAGCAUGUGAUCAGCUAUGAUGUGGAGAAGGAUCUGCUUCCACUGGUUUUGUCCAACUGUCAGUACAGCUUGGAACGUGGCCACGAGACAAUAUCUGAGUAUGACCUGCCCAGGAUCCAACAGCAGAUCCUCACCCGCUUUCUGCAGGGAAAACCUCUCAUUACCCGCGCAGGAAUUCCCACACUGGUCAAUAUGCAAGAGAGAGACUAUGAGACCAUUUUCAAAACUGUUCAUGGAAAAGUGGCACAGACGGCUCUGUCCCGUUUGAUCUGGAACUCCGUGUCGAGACAGCUGGACUCUUACAGUGAAGUGUGUGAAGCACUGAAGAUUGUGGAGCUGCUUCUGGGUUAUCUCUCAAUGACUGGUGGUGAUCCCAAAAUGAAACUGGUCAUUUACCUUCAGGAAAUACUAAAGAUGGACCAAAAUAUUAAUCAGCACAUACUGAAGGCUUUUGGCAAAUGUCAACUCAGACACUGUGUUUGUCUGUGGCAAGUCCUGUCCUCUCUCAGAUCUGAAAAAAUGCUGCAACUGAAAAGGGAGCCCUUUUCGGGGUAUCCAGCCGAGUACCAGGUGCCACUGACUGAGGAAAACAAGACUGAGCUGAAACGAUUCAUGUCCAGAGGAAACAUGGACCAGUGGCUGCUUGAGAUGCAUGAGUUCCUCUUGUUGCGCCUGGGCCGCCUACGGGCAACUGAGGACUACAAUCCAUCAUGGAGUCUGAAGGAGGCGGUCAGUGCCUACAUGGAUCAUAAAGAAGUAGAAGUCCCUACUUACGUAAAGGAAAACUUCCCUGAAAAUGUGCAGCUGUCUCAGAUAAUUGAGACCUGGAAAUACACCAUCACAGCCAAACAGGAGUUGAUGAAUGAGUGAUGAACGGAAUGAGUGCAUAGAGAGAUAUUAGUUAUCCAAAGAAGUAAACAAAGGUAUUUUUUCUGCAUUUAUUGGUGUAAUAAUCAUACGGUGUGUUGUGUUGUUCAUUUGUUUUUUGGAAUUAUUUUAGAAAUUCAAUUCAACAACCAAAAACUAUAUUUACAUUUUAAUAUUUUAUUUUUCAUUAUGAUUUACUUCUCUUGUGAAUGGGUUGAAUUUAAAAAAGAAGAGUAAUAUUAUCAUGCUGCAAGGAGUGAAUAAUAUUUCUCCAUCUAAUAAGAAAUUAAAGCAAUAGGUGAUUGAUACACAUAGAAAAAAGCAAAAUCUUGUAAUCCAAUGUAAAUGAAUGUGCACAGUUCGAUCAUAAACACGAAAGGGGAUGGUAUACUGAGCAUUUUACACUUUUUCAUAUAUAUUUUAUUUUUCUUAUAUUUUAAAAUGCUUUAAGUUUUUAUUUACAUUUAUGUAAAAGUUGAGAUUUACUACAUUUUGUGGGUUUUUUUUAAAUUUAAUAGUUUGACUUAUCAGAUUUUAAUGACAUGUAUUAAACCUGGUUGCGUUCAGCAGAUAAUUGAGAGAUGAAUUGGAUGAUUUUAGAGAGAUUUUAGUUUAUCAGUUAACUUUAAGUCAUACUACUGCUUUGAACUCUUUUAUUUGUUUAUGGUCUUGUUGAUGUUUUUGUUGAUUCGUUUAUGAGAAAGAUUAGAAAUUACAUUUAAGCUCAGUGAAAACAAUGAAACAGCAAAGCAGAAUAAACUCAAGCACAUCAUGAGUGAGCUGCUCAUGUAUUUACUGUGAGAGUUUAUACAGGAUGACUGCUUUCAUAUAUUUUAUAUAUUAUUCUUGCAUGAUUAUGUGUUUUGUUUUAAAGUAAAAUCUUUUAGGGUGAAGUAACAACAGGAUGGAUUGAUAAACUAGUGCAAAAACUGCACAUUUUCCAUUUUUUUUCAUACAUGUUAAAAAACUAUAAAUGUUCAUUUACAUAAAAGUGACUUGAAUAUGUUCAUUUAAACAAAAAAAUUGACUUGCAGUCUGAGAUUAUUUCCAUUUAUCUGUGCUGGAAAGUUUGAUUUAUCAGAUUUUUGUGUGUUAAGUGACUUCAUCAAACAUGAAGUAUAUUUGAGGUAAACUGGAGGAGUUUUAAUUUUCUAUUUAUUUUUUUUUUAUCAUUUUAAUUUUUCAUUCCUAUACUGAGAAAGUUGUUCGCUUUGAUGAGGAUUUACUGUUUUGUUUUAUUUCAUGGUAUAUUUUAGCAUUAUUCUUGCAUUUAUUUUACUGCUAAAGAACAAAAUCUGAUUUAAACACUUUAAAGACAUGAUACUGAGUAAAGAAAUGAAUGACUGAUAGUUUUCUUUUUACAUUUUACUAACAGUGUCAAAUACUUUUUGCUUGCAUCAAUAUAGAAGUCAAUCUUUUACAUUUUAUCUAUUUUCUCUAAUACUUGAAUUUUAAA